Messenger RNA from Brenthis ino (lesser marbled fritillary), 1074 nucleotides. Lineage: Eukaryota; Metazoa; Arthropoda; Insecta; Lepidoptera; Nymphalidae. The record is from the annotation of a GenBank genome assembly.
AUGGUGCGGGGGGCGCGCGCGCGGCUGGCGGCGGCGCUGGCCGUGGCCGCGCUGCUGCUGUGGGCAUGGCGUAGCGGCGCCGGGGGCGGCGGCGCGGGUCCUGGUGGCGGCGCAGCGGGGUUGGGCGGCAGGGUGGGCGGCGCGCCCGUGGAGGGCCGCGAGCUGCCGCUCAUCUUCAUCGGCGGCGUGCCGCGCUCGGGCACCACACUGAUGCGCGCCAUGCUGGACGCGCACCCCGACGUGCGCUGUGGUCAGGAGACGCGCGUGGUGCCGCGCAUCCUGCAGAUGCGCCAGCAUUGGAUGCGGUCGCAGAAGGAGAGCGUGCGUCUGGAACAGGCUGGCGUGUCCAAGGCGGUACUCGACAACGCCAUCGCCGCCUUCUGCCUUGAGGUGAUAGUGCGGCACGGCGAGCCCGCGCCGCGUCUCUGCAACAAGGACCCCCUAGUUCUUAAGAUGGGCACCUAUGUACUGGAACUCUUUCCGAAUGCUAAGUUUAUAUUUAUGGUGCGUGACGGGCGAGCCACAGUGCACUCCAUCAUCACGCGGAAGGUGACGAUAACGGGCUUCGACCUGACAAGCUACCGGCAGUGCCUGAGCAAGUGGAACCACGCGGUGGAGCUGAUGUACCAGCAGUGCAAGUCGCUGGGGCCGACGCGCUGCCUGCUGGUGCGGUACGAGGCGCUGGUGCUGGCGCCGGAGCGCACGCUGCGCCGCGUACUCGCCUUCCUCGACCUGCGCUGGGACGACGCCGUGCUGCACCACGAGCGCUACAUCAACCAGCCAAACGGAGUCGCGCUCUCUAACGUGGAGCGGUCGUCGGACCAGGUGGUGCGGCCCGUCAACCUGGACGCGCUUGACAAGUGGGUGGGGCAGAUCCCGGCCGACGUGCGCGCUGACAUGGCGGAGCUGGCGCCCAUGCUGUCCGUGCUGGGCUACGACCCCUGGGCCAACCCGCCGCGCUACUCCGAAGCGGCCGACGCGCCGCCCUCGCCGCCCGCCCCCGCCCCCGCCCGACCCGCCGCGCCCGCCGUGCCAGCCGCACCUGACGAAUCUCCCGAAGCGCCACAUCCGCCC